GCUGCCGCCGCUCCCCCCGCGCGUCCCAGGUGUAACCGGAGCCGGGAGGGCGCGGCGCAGCCACCAGCACCUGCGGAACCUGUCGGGCGGCUCACAGCGCUCCGCUGCCGCGCACGCACCGCUCCCUUCUCCGCCCGCGUCCCCGAGGACUUUUUCCGCCGGCCUCUCCGCCGCCCGCCCCAGCCAUGAAGCCGCUCUGCGGGGCUGCGUUCCUGCUGCUGCUGCUCUGCGCCGCCGCCGCUGCCCAGAGCUCGUGUAUCUGCGAGAAGAACAAGCGCGUCAGCAGCUGCAGGAUGGACGGCAGCGGCCGAUGCCGCUGCGAGGCCAUCGGCUCCGGAGUCACCGUGGACUGCUCCACCCUGACUUCGAAAUGCCUGCUGAUGAAAGCAGAAGUGGUGGGCUCCAAAUCGGGUCGUCGUGAGAAACCAAAAGAUGCCUUUGAAGACACCGAUGGUCUCUAUGAUCCUGAGUGUGAGAACAGCGGCGCUUUCAAGGCGAAGCAGUGCAAUGGAACCACCUGUUGGUGUGUGAAUACAGCUGGGGUCAGGAGAACUGACAAACACGAUGCAGACUUGAAGUGCAAUCAGUUAGUCAGAACGAUGUGGAUCAUCAUUGAAAUGAAACAUGCUGAGAGAAGUGCUCCUCUGAACGCUGAAUCUUUAAAGAAGUUUUUCACAGAUACCAUUACCAGUCGUUACCAGCUGGACGGCCGCUACAUAACCAGUGUUCUGUAUGAAAACCCUUACAUCACUAUUGAUUUGAAGCAAAAUUCCUCAGAAAAAUCCAUUGGCGAUGUGGAUAUAGCUGAUGUGGCCUACUACUUUGAGAAGGAUGUGAAAGGUCAGUCCAUCUUUCAUAAUAAUGCUGGGCUAAACGUCAGCAUUGACAACGAACCCGUGAAGCUUGAGAAGACCGUGGUCUACUACGUUGAUGAAAUAGCACCGGAGUUUUCCAUGAAGUCUCUGACUCCCGGCCUCAUUGCUGUCAUUGUAGUGGUGGUAAUAGCAAUAGUGGCUGCAAUUGUUGUCCUGGUCCUGACAAGGAGGAGGAAAGGGAAAUACGUGAAAGCCGAGGUGAAGGAAAUGAACGAAAUGCACAGAGGACUGAAUGCUUAACUAAAUCAACUGAAGACAAGCCAGAUUCAAGCAAGAAGACACCAAAAACAUUGGAGGCAUGAAUCUUAAACUCUUAAUUUCCUCUUGAAAGGGAGGCAAUUGUGCUCACUUAAUGAUUGUUAAAACUCUGAACAACCAAGACUGGUAACCAUUCAACUACUUUUACUAUUUGUUGAGAGUUAAAUGCCCCAUCUUACUCAAGUAAAAUGUAACUAUUGCUCCCUGAUUUUAUUUUUUUUUUUUUUAUGAUGAUGAAACGAGUUGACAACUGCUGUUACUAGGGUUUUGGAGCAUACAUGCCUAAAUGGUUAUUUUACCCUUGUGGGAGUUUUAUUGAAAGUAAUGAUUUUGUAGCCAUGUUGUAAUGAGACUGUCUCCUGUAUAACUGAACACAACGUUUUUAUGGCAGUUUGUACAUAUUUGAAGUUGCUGUAACUUUUUUAUGACUUGAAUUAAUAAAACUUUGAAACAGG
Vidua macroura (Pin-tailed whydah) is the source of this 1588-nucleotide messenger RNA. It is a transcript of the gene EPCAM, whose product is annotated as epithelial cell adhesion molecule. Gene Ontology annotation, cellular component: bicellular tight junction; membrane. The transcript has 9 exons. The record is from RefSeq and is a predicted model, not a curated record. Gene Ontology annotation, molecular function: cadherin binding involved in cell-cell adhesion. Lineage: Eukaryota; Metazoa; Chordata; Aves; Passeriformes; Viduidae. The coding region runs from base 186 to 1115 and encodes 309 amino acids.